Molecule: messenger RNA, 1677 nt
Organism: Bathycoccus prasinos
Lineage: Eukaryota; Viridiplantae; Chlorophyta; Mamiellophyceae; Mamiellales; Bathycoccaceae
Product: periodic tryptophan protein
Exons: 1
Coding region: 1-1677 (558 amino acids)
Biological process (GO): rRNA processing
Cellular component (GO): nucleus
Molecular function (GO): protein binding
Source: RefSeq, a predicted model, not a curated record
AUGAUAUCGGCUUUAGCGUGGGUCCCUCCCGGAGCGUCCUCGCAGACGCCGAAAUUUACCGACAUUCCCGAAAGCGCAUUGAAAGAAACUCGAGAACGGAUGAAACGAAGGACGGACGUGGAGGACGACAGCGACGACGACGACGACGACAAAAGCGAAGAGAAGGACGAGGAGAAAGAAGAAGAAGAAGACGACGAUGACGAUGAAGAAGGUAUGGCGGACGAGCAAGAGAUGAAAGACGCGUUGAAUGAUGAUGACUCAGAAGAAUCCGAAUCAGACUCAGACGUGAAAGAGAAAAAAAAUGAAAAGAAAAAAGCGAUACGGAAAGCGCAAGCGGUCGCGAACGCCGCGAGAGGUAUCACGGACGAUUUAGCCGAGCUGGACAUGGAUAACUACGACAACGAUGAUUCAUACGACGAAGAUAUUCAAGAGAGACAAUUAUUUGGAAAAAUGAACUCGGAGUUUGAAUCAAACCAAGACGACCCGUACGUGACGAUUAAGGACUCGGACGACGACGAAGAGGAGGAAAAUCCGGACGAUUUCGGGAUUUUAAAGAACGAUUUAGUAGUGUUAGCGGCGAGAGCAGAGGAAGAUGCGAGCCACUUAGAGGUUUGGGUGUAUCAAGAGGCGAUAACAAACGAGGAGACGCACGAGACCGAGGCGAAUUUGUAUGUGCAUCACGACGUGAUGUUACCGGCGUUUCCGUUGUGUUUAGCGUGGAUGGAUUGCUGCAAAGAUACAGGCGCGAAUAAUCGAGGCUCGUAUUGUGCUGUUGGGACGAUGUAUCCAGGGAUUGAGAUUUGGGAUUUAGAUUGCAUCGACGCGGUGGAGCCGGCAGCGACUUUGGGCGGGUACGAUACCGCGGAUGUGAAGAAGAGUUCGAGCGGAGGAAAGAGUAAGCCUAAAGUAAAGAAAGAAGGGCACCAGGAUGCAGUUUUAGGCAUGUCAUGGAAUUCGCAGUUUCGAAACGUGUUAGCGUCGGCGAGUGCAGAUAAAACGGUAAAGAUAUGGGACGUUUCGACGGAAACAUGCACGGAAACCUUGACGAAACACACCUCCAAAGUGCAAUGUUUGGAGUGGAAUCCGGAGGAGAGAACGGUUCUCGUUUCGGGUGGUUUUGAUAAGCAUGCCAGAGUGUGCGACGUUCGAGCGCCGAAAGAGGCGAGCUUAGAUUUCAACGUCGGCGCCGAUUGCGAAUCGGUGUGCUGGAGCGCGAGAAAUCCACUCGAGUUUUUCGUUUCCAACGAGGAUGGCGAAGUCGCCUGUUUUGAUACGCGAAUGGCGUCUUCAAAUAUUAAUAGCGGUGGAAAGAAAAAGAGCAAAAAGUCGUCGUCGGGAACGUCUUCAGCCGAAAGAUGGCGCAUUAAAGCGCACGAAGAAGCAACAACGUCUGUUUCGUGUUGUCACGGCUCUCCAGGUGCGUUUUUAACGUCCAGUACGGACGGAACGCUGAAGUUGUGGGACGAAAACGUCGGAUCGACGCCGAAGUUGCUCGCCGCGAAUACGGCUGGUGUGGGUGCUGUGUUUUGCGCGGGUUUUUCUCCGCACUUGCCAUAUUUAGCUGCCGCUGCCGGGAGUGCCGGUGCGGUUUCUGUAUGGGACGUUUUGAGCGAAGAUGCGGUGAGACAGUCGCGCCACGGACCGCUGUUAGAGCGAUAUGAGGCACAAUUCAAUUAG